UAAAUACAUCAAUAGAUAAAAUAUAGGUGUAAAGCUUUCAUAAUUAUUAGUAAUACUAUCGAUACCAUUAGCGUGGUGAUACAUGAGAUACAACUUGGAUGUCAGUAAUUUUUGAAAAGAAGAAGAGUUCUUGCCCUAACCUAUAAAACUCUCAAGUACAUAACCUGCUCAUAUUCGAAGAAUAUAGUUCAAUAAUUUUUAGUUGAAUAUUUGAAAAUGUCUGACGAAGAGGUAAUACGGCGCCGUUUACUCAUUGAUGGUGAUGGAACUGGUGAUGAUAGAAGACUUAACGUUUUCUUAAAAACCAUAAUAAAAUGGGCAAAUAGCAUUGAUGAAUCCCCAACGGAGCUUCAGCUUUUAUACGAUCGUCUUCUUGCUCAGUUAAGUCAAUGCGAAUUUGCAGUAAAAAGAUCUCAACGUUUAGCUAUUACAAAUAGUAAACAACUUGAAAAUUACAAGGAACUUCAAUGUAAGUUGGAGGAAUUAAUUAAGGAUGUAAAGGAAACAAUAGAACACAGUAAAAACAACUUAAUGCAAGCAAAAAUACUCAAACAAAACAGAAUGACUUAUGAUCUUCUUGCACAAAACAUAAAACAACAACCUGCUAGAAAGGAGACAAAUAAGAGAUUGGAAGAAUUAAAAAUUGAAUUAGGACAACUCCAUGAAAACAGUAAAAGUCUAGAAAAUAAGUUGGAUAUGAGAAGGAAACAAUUUCAUGUUCUUGUUUCAAGUGCCCACCAACUUAAAGAGAUGUUGGAAGAAAGUGCAGCAGAGGACUCAGCUAAUAAUUCUCUAGAUGAUAUAACAAACAGUCCUGGGCCAGAACCAAUGUCAGAAUAAUAUUAAGCUGUUUCUUGUAUUCUACUGUUAAGUAUAUAUCAUGUGUGUGAAUGAAAAGUAACUUUAGUUUUGGUUGCUGUAUGUGAUUGAAUUUGAGUUUAUUUUAUACCCUAAUGUGUAGUAUUUGCUACAAUAAAAUCCUCACAUUAUUUAAA
This is a messenger RNA of Agrilus planipennis (emerald ash borer), 995 nucleotides long. It is a transcript of the gene thoc7, whose product is annotated as THO complex subunit 7 homolog. The record is from RefSeq and is a predicted model, not a curated record. Lineage: Eukaryota; Metazoa; Arthropoda; Insecta; Coleoptera; Buprestidae. The coding region runs from base 217 to 840 and encodes 207 amino acids. Gene Ontology annotation, cellular component: THO complex part of transcription export complex. The transcript is spliced from 2 exons. Gene Ontology annotation, biological process: mRNA processing.